AUGCAGGCCGAUAAUGUUGAAGUCUUUGAAGUGGCAAAGGGCUUCCUCUCCCUGGUAGCCAAAGAAAAUAUCCUGGCAGGAUCGUUUCUAGCUGAUGUCUGGGGACCAGUGGUGAGUCAAGCCACGCCCUACACCAUUCAAGUGGAUGUCAAUAAACACGUGGAUCCUGUUGGCCCGUUAAAACGCACUAACCACUCCUGCUAUCCAAACGCCAAGUUCGUUUAUGAACCACGCCUGAAGGAGGAUGAAAUCAUGGGCUUCGAUAAAAACCACAAAAUCUUUUGGCAACUGGUGGCCACUCGUGACAUUAAGAAAGGAGAGGAUAUAACUUUUGAUUACACCACUACUGAGUACGAGAUGGCGCGAGCUUUCAAAUGUCUCUGUGGAGUCGCAAAUUGUUUGGGUGAAGUUAAAGGCUUCAAGUUCUUAUCACCCAAGGAAAAGGUUCGCAGAGAAAAGGAAUUAUCUCCAGUGAUGAGAAAACUGCACUAUAAUUUAAUGUCACCUGCGUAAAGAGUUCUUGGCAUUUCAAAACGUCAAGAUAGAAACGUAGUAAAAUCAAACUAGUGUUCUAUUAUCAAUGCUGUGUUCUGAUUGGUUGAGCUACUACUGGGCUGUAUGUUAUAGCCCCCUAGUAGCGAAAAGCGCAGGCUUUUUGGCGGCAAAAAAGGAUUAAAGUCUAGCUUUAACUAGCUUUAACUAGCUUUAAUUAGCCUUCUGCCUCAUGGGCGGUUGACUCAGAGCCCAUUCGGGCUCGAGGAAUAAUUGUUAAUUAGCUAACAUUUGCAAAUAUCUAAUGAGAGUUGCAGAAAGUCUAAAUGUAAUAAACAGUUGGCCCAUGUAAUAAACUCUUAAGAGUGAUAGCAUUAGGCAUGAAAUGCAGUGACGUCAUACUAACGCAUCAAUGACGCAAGUAACACGUCAUUAACCAGCUACCUGGUUAUGACAAUGGCGGUGUGAUCUCUCGCGCCAUCUGUCAAAUUGGCAUAUAUUUUGAAGCCUUGGACUUGUUAAUGAACGGGAUCUAGUCUAGAUUGAUCAACCAGGUUACAAUAAAAAAUCUAUACGAAUCUCCAAAACAUGCUUUUCAAGACAGUUUCUGGAGGCCAUUUCUUAAGUGAGUCAUUAUCGACCUGAAACUUUUAUGGUUCACAUAUAAGCAGGGAACGUCUUGAAACGCAGCUUACUAUUUUGAAAAAGCAUGCUCAAGAAAGUUCCAUAGCCUCUGUGUCAUCCAUGAUAGAAUUUCUUAAUGCAAAUGGCGUUGCUUCAAUCAGUGAGACUGCAACAGUUUUAGUGAAACUGAUAUUAGUUAUGCCUGCCACAAAUGCUUUGAGUAAAAGCUCUUACAGUGCCUCAAGAAGAAUCAAGAAUUACCUUAGGUCUACCAUGACGCAAAAAGAAUGAACAACCUCAUGCUGAUAUUUCUAACGACUUUUACACCGGAAACUCUCACAGGUUGUCAAAAUAGUCCAGUUUCGAGUUCCAUAUGACCGCUGAAUUACAGAAGUGAAGACGCAUUUUUUACAGGCUUAGCCUCCAUCUGAAGUAGUGUAUUCACAAAUUCCAACGAGACAAAGACCUGUUUAUUACUCUAUCUAUUGUUUAAAUUCAAAUUUCAAACACUUACUUGCCGGAAUUUCUGAAUAUUUUACUUUAUGUCGAGGAUAUAAACUCUGUGAGAAUGUGUCGUUAAUGUUUGUAUUUAGCGGUGAUUUUUAAUUCGAAACUAGACUAUUUGGACACUUUUCAGAAGUAGACCUAUGUUGAACAUUUAGCUAAUUGAUUAGUACUGAUGAAAACCACUAUAUUUACAAUUUAACUGCAGUUAAACUGGUUUGUAUAGAUUCCAUAGCCUCCACUGUCCCAAUAAUAUGGUACUUUUGAGUAGACACUCGGUGGACACAUCGGUCCCUUCUUUCCUAUCGUCUGGUACAGCCUGUCUAUAAUAUCUGUUUUAUGCUUCGGGUAAAAUUAAAUGUCGUCAUUUCAGGGGCAUCCAACGUCAAUUUUCGGAAAAUAUCUGUUCGGAAGACGAUUUGAGAUAUAGAAUUUUCGGCGCAGUUGUUGUAAUAUUUCAUGCUUGCCUGCCUCUCCUAGGAUUUUCGAACAUCUAAAAAUUGUUAUAAUUGCCCAUUUUUAACGAAUUUUUACCCUAAAAAGGUCUCCUAGAAUUUUUUUUCUAGCUGAAAUUUUCGAAAAAGUAAGUUUUGAUCCCUAUAAUAUUCGGAUCAUUAGACUUUCAGCUAGGAAAUCCGAACAGAUGAAAAAUUUUUAGGGGAUAAAAAUAUGCCUAUAUCUACCGUUUAAAUACUAAAAUACGUUUAACAAUGCUGUGUUUAAGUGGUUUUGAACUAUAUUCUCGUUGGGUGCCCCUGUCAUUUCAGACUAGGUAUUCAAAUGUUAGGUCCCAGUUUAAAAAUAAGUCGCUGUUUGAAAUAAGUGUUGACCCCUCCGGUCCUCCCAUGCCAAGCCCCUUAUCACGCCCUAGACCAACCCUGUUUACGCCUGAUUCACGUGGACACAACCUGUUCCUAUUGAAUGUUAGAGUAUUGGUUUCGCAUAAUCAGCUGAUACAAUAAGCCAGUAAAAUCACAUCCCUCGAUAUUUCUCCGAGUUGAGCCUUUACUUUAAGCCGGUGAUCAUCUUGAUUGAAGGUUGAUAAGUGUAUUUCAAAGCACUAAAAUACGAAAAGGUAAGCGAAAAAAAACUCUUUUUGUCUCAGUCUCCGGCUUCUAAGAAUGUUGUAACGCGCGUCGGGUGGUUGAGCCAGAGCAAACCGGUCAUGUUCUUUUCGCAUCUUCGUCGAAUGCACAGUUUUCUAAAUAUGGUACUUGUAUCGAUGGAUGGAGGACAAAAGUUGGCCUAACUUUGCAACCGGGACUGUAGUUUAACGAGUUAGAUUCUAUACAAAUUUUACGUUAAAUAUAGCAUAGAAUAUAAGCUUGUUGAAUAACCGGUAGUCAAUCCGGUUUUACCGUCUGUUACGUAACUUGGCCGAAGUUGCAUGUACGAUGUACUGAACGAGUUUGACUAAAUGUGGCAUGGUAAACCCAGGCAAUAACACGUAAAAGAUCUAGAAUGUGGACGGUUUUAGAAACGUCCAAAAACGUUGCGUGCAGAGCAGAUAACGGGUACAAAAGGGCUCUGGUUUAUUGAAAAUGUACCAAUGAGCAUUAAACAACAGAUCAGACUUAAACAGUAAACACGAUCUCAUGGGAAAUGACAGUUUAAAGCGGCCAAUGGCCAACACUUUAACUUAUGGCCUAAAAUCGUGGCGGUUUGCGGUACCAAAACUCUGGAAUUUAAUACCCGACUCAUCGAUCAUACAGAACUACUAUACCCGUCUAUCGCACUGUAUAAUCUGUAUAACUUUCAUGUUAUUUGUGAAAUUCAUUCUGAAAUUCUCUAGUUCUACAUUUUAUCAUUUUAAUUAGUUAUUUUGUGUAUAUUUUAGUUAUUUUUUAAUUCUUACUUUCAUGUUUAAUACCUGUAAAGUAGCUAAUGCGUGGUCUCACAAAAGCUACGCGUACAUGCAGAAUAUCGUAUCUGGUCGUUGACCCACGGUCUAAUACAAAGAUCUUUGAUCUUGUGAACAUCUUUGUAUAUAACAGGAGAUUCUUGUUAUCACGAUUAUCAUGCUUAGAUUCUUAAGGAACUCCUUAUUUUCAUAGAAGAACUCUUCGGAAGGCGAAAUGUGACUGCAAAAAAUGCCUGAUGAGUAACGCACGCAGAAAUGUGUUUUAAUCUGGCUCUCAAUUGUCCACUAUGCAAAUGUUUUCAUCUUAAGUAGAAAACUAUUUGCAUUUUUAGCCCUGUUGAUGUUUGUACUUAACGCUUUUACGCGUUCCUUGCUCGGUCAAAAGUUUUUCGAAUACAAAAAAUUCCCAGUUUUUCACUCCUACUUCUCAGUGUUGCCUCUUGCUACCUCUUGUGUAACAGUCUAUCGGCAUUAGCACGAAAAUCACGAUUUUUAGUUGGCCGCCACGCAUAAACCGGUUUGACCAGCUCCACCAACGUAUAAUAUAACAAUUUUAAAUGGCGUAGGAACGGGGGGGGGGAAGCGAGGAGUGGGAGGGGGUAAAGUUCCGCUUCGCCUAUUUCCAGUGGUAUCCCCUGUAUUGUAUUUUAAACUCCCAGAUGCCUUGCUUGUUUUCAAUUUAAUUCAAUUCAAUCAACUUUAUUUAAACAUGGUAAAUGGCUCAGCAAGCUGGUUUUCAGACAUAUCGUGCCGUGUUUUGCGGGAAAAUUGGUCAUAAAACUGAGUAGUCUUGUUCCUUUUUUAACCAUAUUAACGGAACCUCUCGUAUAGUAACCUGAGAUCAGGCCCAAUUUUAGCGAUUCUAAUGCUCAUUCUCUCUACCGCUAAAAUUGGGGCUCUCUUUUCGUUGCGCCUUGCCCGCCGGAAUGUUAUUUACAAAGCGAAACGAAAAUUGAGCCUGAUCUCAGGUUAUGAGCCUAAGUUAAGUUCGACAAAGGCUCGACAGACUCUGUCGAACUUUUGCCGUACCAAACGCUGUUGCCGCACUGCUGUACCAAAUUGAUUCAGACGUCGCUCUUUUGCCGUACUUAAUUCAUCAGUUAGGUUCGGCACGAGUGGAGCGGCGUCUGAACCAGGCCUAAGAAAUGCACAAAAAAGCAUGCUGCACUUUGUUUCGCCAAUAUAAACCUAUUGCUUUUUGCCGUUCUGAAGUCGCUGUCGCCGGUGCCGUUGGUUAAGCCCUCUAAUCCAAUAAUGAACGGUACAGCACCUGUUACGAAAUCUAAAUAUUCUAAUUAAAUCAGUAAAAGUACUGAUCCGGAGUAAGGUUUGAAAGUUGGUUGUUAAAAACAAUCACACGUCGGGUGUUUUCAUAAGUCAAGUGCUGAAAACUAAAAAAGAAGCAUCCUUUAUAUGGUGAGUGAAAAACGUCGCUUCAUAAAAUUUGUUCCUGUUUGGCCUAGCUACUUCUAAGUUAGGGAAAAACGACGGUGUAGACUUAAGUCUGUUAAAGGGGACGGCAAGGAGAGUCCGACAUGGAAGCCGAGGCUGUAUUUCUAUGCACCUGGACCCCUGAUAAGGGCAAAGUCGUUUCUUUUCAAUUAAAAGUCGGCCCCAAAUGAGCCAUCACUUUUUUAUCGAUUCUAACUUUUACUCAGAAAACUCUUAAAUGUUGUGGAUUGUCUGCAGCGGGUUGUUUUCAGUCAUUACAUUCACUGAAACAUCAAGGGCCAGCAAGAAGUCUUAUUUGCAUACACUCCGCCCUACACGACAAUACACCUCACACACGUAACCAGACUAUAAUAGCAGUGUACAGCUAUAUUGAAAGACUCUUGUAGAUAUCAAAGGCGAUGGAAAAAUGGCGGAAAACGUCGUUCGAAAAGUGUUCGAACAACAAAACCUGUGCGAAGUAAAACCUGAUAAUACGCAGAUAACUGCCUCAGCCGAGGUUCUUAUCCCUGUAUUGGUGGUUUUCACUUUCAUGCCAUCGAAAACUAAAAUCAAAACCGUCUAAAGCCAAGAAUUUCAAAUAUUAUAGAAUAUCGAUAAAUUAGCAACCUGGAGAAGUCUAACGUCUGUGCAGUUUUCUGCUGCUGAGUUGUUCUUCAAAAUGUGUAAAUGUGUAAAUGCGACUCUUCCCGUGUAAUAUCACCUUCGGCAUUACACGAUUUUAUAUUUUGUUUGAACAAACUAUAAAUGUUAUCUAUAGCUUCGCUUUUAUUAAUUAUCCUAAAAAACUGUCUCAAAAUUAAGUAGAAGAUAUCACCUUUUACGAAUUGAAAAUCUACGAAGGUAUUUUAAUGUCAUUUGCAGAUGCAGGCCGAUAAUGUGGAAGUCGUUGAAGUGACAAAGGGUUUCCUGUCCCUGGUAGCAAAAGAAAAUAUCCUGGCAGGAUCGUUUCUAGCUGAUGUCUGGGGACCAGUGGUGAGUCAGGCCACACCCUACACUAUUCAAGUGGAUGUCAAUAAACACGUGGAUCCUGUUGGCCCGUUAAAACGCACUAACCAUUCCUGCAAUCCAAAUGCCAAGUUCGUUUAUGAACCACGCCUGAAGGAGGAUGAAAUCAUGGGCUUUGAUAAAGACCACAAAAUCUUUUGGCAUCUGGUGGCCACACGUGACAUCAAGAAAGGAGAGGAUAUAACUUUUGAUUACACGACUACUGAGUACGAGAUGGCGGGGGUUUUCAACUGUCUCUGCGGAAUGGAAAAUUGUUUGGGUGAAGUUAAAGGCUUCAAGUUCUUAUCAGCAGAGGAGAAGGUCCAAAGGGAGAAAGAAUUAUCUCCAGUGAUGAGAAAACUUUCAAAUAGUCUUAUUUGA
Porites lobata is the source of this 6298-nucleotide messenger RNA. Lineage: Eukaryota; Metazoa; Cnidaria; Anthozoa; Scleractinia; Poritidae. The record is from the annotation of a GenBank genome assembly.